Molecule: messenger RNA, 1431 nt
Organism: Prunus armeniaca (apricot)
Lineage: Eukaryota; Viridiplantae; Streptophyta; Magnoliopsida; Rosales; Rosaceae
Source: the annotation of a GenBank genome assembly
AUGUGUGGUGGCGCGUGGGAGACUGUGGCAGUGGGACAUUGGGUCCCAGUGCAAUCCCCUAUUUGUCACAAGCGCGUAGGUUUGAUAUGUUCGGACUGUUGGAUCGAACUCAAACUCACGUAUGUUGUACCUUGUGUUUCUAGGAUCGUGGAUCGGAGUCCUGGAUAUUCCGAAAUCGCAAAACCUAGGUCGGUGACGACUGCACCGAGUUUGGAGACCCCGGCUCAGCCGACAUCUACUACCAUUGCUCCAGCACUGAUGGACCACGUGCCAGCUGGUCCCGGGGGGGUCCCAGGCGUCUGCAUCAUCAACUUCAUCAGUGGCGCAGCCUCCAAGAAGAACACCCGAGGGCCGUGUCGGCAGCUGAAGACGGCGAAGGUCACCCGGGUGACCAGCAGUCGUAUCAGCAUCGGAUACAACGAGCGCCAUCGGGUUGCAUCAACGGCGGAGUUGCAUAGCUCCUUGGCCCACGAUAUUGGCCACGUCGUUCGGACCCAUUGCCCGAUGCAAUGGAAGUCUUGGAAUGUCAUGCCUGACGAGAUCAAGAUGGAGACAAACGAAAACUUAGAGGACCUCGACGACGAGUCGUUGGCGUACGUCAACAGACUCUUCGCUGAGACGUACAAGCAAUGGAAGAGCGACUUGCACCACCAUUUUGAGGCGUUUGAUGAUCCGCAAGCGCCCGAUUAUGUGAAUAAAGCCCAAGUCAAUAAGGGCAAUAGGAAGAAGAAGACUCUUAUCACCAUUCCGGUUCCAGGCUCCUUGGCCCACGAUAUUGGCCACGUCGUUCGGACCCAUUGCCCGAUGCAAUGGAAGUCUUGGAAUGUCAUGCCUGACGAGAUCAAGAUGGAGACAAACGAAAACUUAGAGGACCUCGACGACGAGUCGUUGGCGUACGUCAACAGACUCUUCGCUGAGACGUACAAGCAAUGGAAGAGCGACUUGCACCACCAUUUUGAGGCGUUUGAUGAUCCGCAAGCGCCCGAUUAUGUGAAUAAAGCCCAAGUCAAUAAGGGCAAUAGGAAGAAGAAGACUCUUAUCACCAUUCCGGUUCCAGGCUCCUUGGCCCACGAUAUUGGCCACGUCGUUCGGACCCAUUGCCCGAUGCAAUGGAAGUCUUGGAAUGUCAUGCCUGACGAGAUCAAGAUGGAGACAAACGAAAACUUAGAGGACCUCGACGACGAGUCGUUGGCGUACGUCAACAGACUCUUCGCUGAGACGUACAAGCAAUGGAAGAGCGACUUGCACCACCAUUUUGAGGCGUUUGAUGAUCCGCAAGGGGGGCCUAAAUUCCCAGAGAUCGACGUCUUUGGUGACGUUUAUGUUCGACCUGGGAAUGAGUUGGCCGAGUCUCUUCAUACGACGAUGGUGGAGAGGAGCCAGUUGGUUCUUCAGGAGUCCACCUCUCCCAACUUCCUCCCGAGACUCUGA